This is a messenger RNA of Acromyrmex echinatior (Panamanian leafcutter ant), 1950 nucleotides long. It is a transcript of the gene Tdg, whose product is annotated as Thymine DNA glycosylase. Gene Ontology annotation, molecular function: uracil DNA N-glycosylase activity; DNA binding; pyrimidine-specific mismatch base pair DNA N-glycosylase activity. The record is from RefSeq and is a predicted model, not a curated record. Lineage: Eukaryota; Metazoa; Arthropoda; Insecta; Hymenoptera; Formicidae. Gene Ontology annotation, cellular component: nucleus. Gene Ontology annotation, biological process: base-excision repair, AP site formation.
AAUCAGGUGUUAUUCCGAAUCAGGUGUUCGUGAAACAAGGAACGCGAAAAGCCGCGCUUUUCAAGUGCCGACGGCACGUUCUCUGCGAGCCAUUGUUGUCGGGGGGGGAUUCGGUAGCGAAACGAACAAUAGUCGUAUUCGAGUAAUUGAUAAUUGAUAAUUCUUCAACCACUGUCACUAUAGACUGGACAUCGCAUCCUGUGAUUAUUCACGAUUCUAGAAAUUAAAAGACAGUAAGGGAUAUUAUUUACGAGCACCCUCACGGUCGUGGUAAUCGAAAGACUCGCGAAAGAUCUACAAUUAUUCCGCGAUCACGCGAUCCAAAGAACCUUUCUCGGAACUACCCGCGAUCCUAAUAAUCACCUUCGAAGGAUCUCGGAGCCGGUAUCGAUCCCGAGCCGUGGAACGCGUGGGGACGUACGGUAAACUUUCAUCGUCACGAAGAAAACCGUAUUCACGUUACGCAGGGAUUAUCUAGAUCCGUUUCUAUCCCAGAGCAAGCCGUCCUUGAUUUUGACGACGCUAAGGAUAAGGAAGCGUCCAGCGCGACGGAUAGAGAUCCGGAUACAGAAAGAAUAACGCGUGCGACAUCGCGACGCCGGCCGACGGCGGAUCACUUCCGGUGAAACCAAGAACGCGAACGACACAGCCAGGAUGCAGGUGGCAACGUUGUUCAGGGAGAGCGCUACCCUGCUGGGUGCAUCCAGCCUGGACCCCCCGCAGACUCACCAUCAUCAGGGUAUGCACCAGCCGCAGCAGCAACAGCAGCAGCACCAGCAGAUGCAGCAACAGCAGCACGCCACCGACAUGCACCUAGUCGGUCACCACAUGCAGCACCACUACAAGAUGUAUCCAUCACCGGUGCAGAAUGGAGGACCAAACGGCACGACGACAAUGAGUUGCGCGAGUUCUCAAGGGGUGAUGGUGAAGCAAGAGGCGAGGGACGACGGUUACGAGACGAGUCCGGACCUCGAGAUGAGGAGCACCGGCGGUGACAGCAGUCAGCAGUAUCACACGCCGCUGACACCACACACGCCGCACACACCGCACACGCCGCACACGCCCCUCACGCCGAUAUCGGCGACAGCGCAUCAACCCCAGCAGCCGGGCUCGACCGCCUCCGCCCUUGGACAGGUCGCGAUAAAAUGCGAGACGCCGGUGGACCCAUAUUCGUUUGUCGACGAAGAGAUGUCGAUGGGUGGCAUAAGGACAGCAAGCAGUCCAGGCGGCGGCGGCGGCGGCGGCAAUCCUGAGAGCAUGACGUGUCCGGGCGGCGCCCAACCUGGGCUAGGUACACCCACGACGCCGCCCGGGGCGCUGUCCGGGCCACAACAUCAUCAGAUGAAUCUUGUGAUGAACGGCGCCGCCAACGUCAAUCCGCAGCUGGCGCAUCAGCCGAAGAAGCGAGGCCGCAAAAAAAAGUCAGAGAUGAUACUCACCCCUGAGGAAGCGGAACUCGCAGAGGCCAAGAAACGUGCAAAGACGUACAAAGAGAGGAAGAAGCACGACAGGUUCGACGGCAUGCCGGAAGAGGAAGUGAGCAAACGUGUUCUACCGGAUCACCUCACCAACAACCUUGACAUUAUUAUAAUUGGUAUCAAUCCCGGACUGUUCGCAGCUUAUAAGGGACAUCACUAUGCUGGACCUGGAAAUCACUUCUGGAAAUGCCUACAUCUAAGUGGUCUCACGCCCGAACCAUUGACUGCGGACGACGAUUACAAACUUUUGCGACUCGGUAUUGGCUUUACAAAUAUGGUAGCACGUGCGACAAAAGGCAGCGCAGAUCUUACAAGAAAGGAAAUUAAAGAAGUAAAAUUGCCGUCUCUCCUUUUUCCGCAAGAAGUUGGAGUCAUCCGGUGGAGCAGCGAACGUCAAGUCCCGCUAAAAUAAAGUAACCGAUAAAUUAAUGACGCCGGAAGUAUAAAAGUGGAGUAGAGGUCGAACACUUUU